GAGCCGAGGUAGAGAAAGGGGCCCGGCGCCGCUCGCUUGCUGUGGACACGCUGUUCCUCAGGAUGCCUGCCUCUCUCGGAGAGUUGUGCCUUACUCCGGAGGCGGUGACAGAUCUGCGUGGCGGGUUUCUGGUUUUCUUGCCCCCACCCCUUCCCCAAAUCACUCCGAGAAAACACAUGUUGUAGCCGCAGAUAACUGUGCGUAGGACACCGAGGCAAAAGGGCAGGGAGAGACAGCCAAAGCCACCUUUGACAGCAGAAGUGUUAUCGCCAUCGCAAGUAUUCGUCCGGAAAUCUGUCUGCCCUCUUGGCCCACCUAAUUCCUCCACCUUCGCCUCCCCAAGUAGAUAAUCUAUAGAAGUGGGAAUGAGAUGAAAAAGAAGUCAGGUGGCUUAGAGAGUGAAUUGUUAAGUCUCCGUAAAGUUCGAGGUCACUUUCAUGAAUUCAAAGGUGAUUUACCAGUGACUUCUGGGUGCUGGGUGAUCCUCGUGUAUAACUAAGAAUGUCUUCCAAGCAAGCCACCUCUCCAUUUGCCUGUACAGCGGAUGGAGAGGAAACAAUGACCCAGGACUUGACCUCAAGGGAAAAGGACGAGGGCAGUGAUCAACACACGGCCUCCCAUCUGCCUCUGCACCCCAUAAUGCACAACAAACCUCACUCUGAGGAGCUGCCUACACUUGUCAGUACCAUUCAACAAGAUGCUGACUGGGACAGCGUUCUGUCAUCUCAGCAAAGAAUGGAGUCAGAGAAUAAUAAGUUAUGUUCCCUAUAUUCCUUCCGAAAUACGUCUACCUCACCACAUAAGCCUGACGAAGGGAGUCGGGAGCGUGAAAUAAUUAACAGUGUUACUUUUGGAACCCCGGAACGCCGCAAAGGGAGCCUUGCCGAUGUGGUGGAUACGCUGAAGCAGAAGAAGCUGGAGGAGAUGACUCGGACGGAACAAGAGGAUUCCUCCUGCAUGGAAAAACUACUUUCAAAAGAUUGGAAGGAAAAAAUGGAAAGACUAAAUACGAGUGAACUUCUUGGAGAAAUCAAAGGUACACCUGAGAGCCUUGCAGAGAAAGAACGGCAACUCUCCACCAUGAUUACCCAGCUGAUCAGCUUGCGGGAGCAGCUCCUGGCAGCUCACGAUGAACAGAAAAAGCUGGCAGCAUCGCAGAUCGAGAAACAGCGGCAGCAAAUGGACCUUGCUCGCCAACAGCAAGAACAGAUCGCAAGACAACAGCAGCAACUUCUACAGCAGCAGCACAAGAUUAAUCUCCUGCAGCAACAGAUCCAGGUUCAGGGGCACAUGCCUCCGCUCAUGAUCCCAAUUUUUCCACAUGACCAGCGGACCUUGGCAGCAGCUGCUGCUGCCCAACAGGGAUUCCUGUUCCCCCCUGGAAUAACAUACAAGCCAGGUGAUAACUACCCCGUACAGUUCAUUCCGUCAACAAUGGCAGCUGCUGCUGCUUCUGGACUCAGCCCUUUACAGCUUCAGAAGGGUCAUGUUUCCCACCCACAAAUUAACCCAAGGCUAAAGGGCAUAAGUGACCGUUUUGGCAGGAAUUUGGACCCCUCUGAACAUGGUGGUGGCCACUCUUACAACCACAGACAGAUUGAGCAGCUCUAUGCCGCUCAGCUGGCCAGCAUGCAGGUGUCACCUGGAGCAAAGAUGCCAUCAACUCCACAGCCACCAAACUCGGCAGGGGCAGUCUCACCUACUGGGAUAAAAAAUGAAAAGAGAGGGACCAGCCCUGUAACUCAAGUUAAGGAUGAAACAACAGCCCAGCCGCUGAAUCUCUCAUCCCGGCCUAAGACAGCGGAGCCUGUGAAGUCCCCAACAUCUCCCACCCAGAACCUCUUCCCAGCCAGCAAAACCAGCCCUGUCAACCUGCCAAACAAAAGCAGCAUCCCCAGCCCCAUUGGAGGAAGCCUGGGGAGAGGAUCCUCUUUAGAUAUACUAUCCAGUCUCAACUCUCCUGCCCUGUUUGGGGACCAGGACACAGUGAUGAAAGCCAUUCAGGAGGCUCGGAAGAUGCGAGAACAGAUCCAGCGGGAGCAGCAACAGCAGCCACACGGAGUUGAUGGGAAACUGUCCUCCAUGAACAACAUGGGGCUGAGCAACUGCAGGACUGAGAAGGAAAGAACCCGCUUUGAGAACCUGGGUCCCCAAUUAACAGGAAAGUCAAGUGAAGAUGGAAAGCUGGGCCCGGGUGUCAUCGAUCUCACUCGGCCAGAGGACGCAGAAGGAAGCAAAGCAAUGAAUGGCUCUGCAGCUAAACUACAGCAGUAUUAUUGUUGGCCAACAGGAGGCGCCACUGUGGCUGAAGCCCGUGUCUACAGGGAUGCCCGCGGCCGUGCCAGCAGCGAACCCCACAUCAAGCGACCAAUGAAUGCGUUCAUGGUUUGGGCAAAGGACGAAAGGAGGAAAAUUCUUCAGGCCUUCCCUGACAUGCAUAACUCCAACAUUAGCAAAAUCUUAGGAUCUCGCUGGAAAUCCAUGUCCAACCAGGAGAAGCAACCUUACUAUGAAGAACAGGCCCGGCUAAGCAAAAUCCACCUAGAGAAGUACCCAAACUACAAGUACAAACCCCGGCCGAAGCGCACAUGCAUCGUGGAUGGCAAGAAGCUCCGGAUUGGGGAGUACAAGCAGCUGAUGCGCUCGCGAAGGCAGGAGAUGCGGCAGUUCUUCACUGUGGGGCAACAGCCUCAGAUGCCCAUCACCACAGGAACAGGUGUUGUGUAUCCUGGUGCUAUUACUAUGGCAACGACCACACCAUCACCUCAGAUGACAUCUGACUGCUCUAGCACCUCUGCCAGCCCCGAGCCCAGCCUCCCUGUCAUCCAGAGCACGUAUGGUAUGAAGAUGGACGGCGCAAGCCUGGCUGGGAACGACAUGAUUAAUGGAGAGGAUGAAAUGGAAGCCUAUGACGACUACGAAGAUGAUCCCAAAUCAGACUAUAGCAGCGAGAACGAGGCCCCAGAGCCUGUCAGUGCCAACUGAGGAGCUUUUGUUUGCUGAAUUAAAACACUCUGACAUUUCGCUCCCUUUCCCCCAACAACAACAACAAAGUUCUUAAAGAGCCCGCAUGCAUUUGUGGCUCCACAAUACAUCAGCAGAAUGGUCUUAAUUGCUUCGUAACGUGUGAGACAGAUUACGUUUUCCUGAUUUUUCAUAAACUUGAGUUUUUGUCGUUACCGUUACUGUUGUUGUUUAUUUAGGUGAAGACGUAUUAAAUAUGAGACACCGGGACUUGGAAACUUAUCUCUGCCCAUCACCGUCUUAUGAGUCUUACAUUUCUGUCUUACUAUUUUUCUUUUGGAUGUUGACAAAGGGUUUAAGUUACUGUUUUAGAUGGGGUUAAACAUUCUCACUCAGGUAUGCUGUGCCGGCUACAGGUUGUGAAUGUGUUUUUAUUCUGAAUUACUUUAGAAAACAACUGAGGAUUUUGUAUUGUGAAACCGGACAAGUCCACGGCGUGAGCGGCUGCAUAUAGAACAUGUUCAAAAGGCCUCGGAAUUCCAUUUGUUUCAAUGUGUAGAAUUCAACUUUGAAUGUGCCAAACUUUUUUCAUAACUUUUGAAUCUUAACUAUUUUAAAAGUCUUACAGGAGACACUGCAAAGUCUUAGACAAUCUUUGACAUCUUAAAAUAAAAUAGCAAACCACAUUUUUUUUUCCAGAAAAUGGUGAAGUACUCAGGAAUCUGGAGACGAGAUAUUGUAAGGAAUGAGCAAGGCUGCCACAGUGCGUGAACCCAAUUGUGUUUGCCUCUUGAUGUGCCAUCAGUGUGUGGCGUGGGAUGACAUAGAUCAGAGCAAUCACCACACCAGACACCGCACGGUGGGCUCCCCUGUCUGAGACCACACCAGACACCGCACGGUGGGCUCCCCUGUCUGAGACCGCCUCUCACUACAUCCAUUCUUACCUUGCCUUUGCCCUGACAUUCAACCUUAACACAUUGUUCUCUUAAAUAAUUUAUUCAUUCCAGAAUGUCAAGGGUCCACUUACUAUUUAUUUUAAAAAUUAUUGGUGGCAUUAAUUUAAUAUUUUUUUUUUGCCCUCCUUGCCCUUUAACCUCUUUUUCCUGCUGGAUACAAAAGAUGUACAUAGCAAUCCCAUGUCCCCAGAGUCCCUGGAAACAUUUCUGAAGUGAUGCUAGUACAUGCAUAUAUUGUUGUUUUUAAAGACAAGUGUGUAGCUGGCUGCAGGGUUGUGCAUCUGCGUCAAGGUAUCCUACAUUUAAACCUGUAUGCCCCCAGGAGUCACCGUGACCUUGGGUCUUUGACUAGAGUUUCUCCCUCCUUGAGUUUUUCAGUAAACAGUAGAACCUGAGUUCCAUUCAGCAGUGAGGGUCAGCAGUGGUCACUGCCAGUCAAGGAGCCUCUCACAGCCACUCUGAAGCCCAAGGACCAUGGGCCACACGGGGUCUACUUUGGACCCGGCGUGCUGUCACCUUUAUUGAGCUACCUGGUCCCAGCUGGCACAUCCAUGGAGAUCUUUGCAAAACUCGAAAGGUUGUUAGACAACUCCGAGGAAAGCCAGGAAGAAAGGAAAGCACAGGCAAGGGAAGCAUGGGUGAGCUGCCAGCUCCUAGGGACAGAUGCGAGAGGUACCCACAGCCCCCCUGAAGACCUAGCCUCCAGUGGCUACUCGUGACCACUGCUGCUGUAAGCUCUUGCCACUGAAGGUGAGCUCUGGAGACAGAGACAUGCUGCAGGGCUGAGAGGUGUCAGGGCUCCCUCUCCCAUCUCCUAACUACAGGCAGUUCUACUGUUGUGAGUUUGACCAUCCUGAACCCAGGCCUGUUGUUUACAGGGGGCCUUACCCAGAACCCUUCAGUGGGAGGUGUCAGUGAACAGUAUAGCCUAGCAUCUAAGCAUCAGGAAAGAACAGCUCCAUCAAAAAUUGAGCCAUUUUGUCACUUGGGAAAAAGUAGUAAAGCUUCAUAUUUAUUUAAAGAGUGCUCCAGGCCAUAGCUAAUAGCAAUAAAGUAGGUCUAGCCAAGAGAUGACCAUCUGAGUCAUUAGCUGUGAGUGCUCUCCAUAAGCUGUUUAAGGUACUGCUAGGGAUGUUUGUUCUUGAUAUUAACUGGGGAUUUUGUUCUUGUACAUUGAUUUCAUAUGAGGAGGGGUCACUUUUCAAAAACAAAAUGAGUAUUUAUUAUGUCUUACUGAUUUCUCGGACUCUCUCUUCCUCAGUUUCUCCUCAUGCUUCCCCACAUCUCUUUGGCUUCUGCUCCCAUUGGUAUGUUUGUUUUUGUUUUUGUUUGUUUGUUCUUUUUUUUUUAAAGAAAACUGUGCUGCAUAGGUAGAAUGUUGUAUAGCUAGCAUUGUAUUGUAUGUAAUUAAUUUUGCACAAAGGCAAACAUUUAGCACAGUAGUUAAUUUUGUUUGUUUUUAUGACCAUGCCAAAAUAAUAUUCUGGGCUAGUAGAGAACAAAAGACUGUUCUUUAGGAUUGAAACUUGAUUUUGCUUGUAGUAAGAAAAAGAAAAAGAAAAAAAAAUCCCACACACUCACAGAUGUCGUUUCGUAAGUGUUACAAGCACUGGAUAUAAAUGGUAUUUUUAUCACUGACUAAUGUGAAACUGGUAUGGAAACUACAUGAACAAAAGUCACCUGUUUCGACUCGUGUGGGCUUGCCUCACAGUUGCCGGAUCUGAGUCAUUUUUACGUCUUGUUAUUUCAUUUAUUUAUGCAAAAUACAUGUGUGUAGGAACGCUCUGUGUCAGCUCCAGCUCGGCCUCAGCACUGGGGGCCAGUAACUUCUAGCCAUAUUCUCAAGUGCAAAAGCUGUCCGGGAAUGACUGGGUAUGAAUGCCUCUUUCAUUGGCUCAGACAGUGAUGCUGUAUUCAAAUCUAAAUUUUGUGCAUACACAGUUUAUUCUAUUUAUUAGCCACACUUGGCUCUAAAUAUCCAUGGGAAUGGAGAAUGACAAUCACAGAGAUCACUUACAUCAGUGGGGCUUAAGCAAAGUUUUUAUGACUUCACCAUCUCAUUUUUAGAGUUUUCUAAUUGUGUAAAUAUAACAUAGAAAUAGAAUUUAUUUUUGGUUCAUGAAUUCCUAGUGACAUAUAAGUUAUGAAUCUUCUUUCUGUUCUCUAUUCAUAUGUGUUGCUCCACACUAAGAGCUGGCCCAUCACAUUUCGUGUGGACAGAGAGUUAUCAGCUUCAGUGAGGCAGUGUCUACCCUCAGCCAAGACAGCAGGACCCCUACCUGCUUCUCACACAGUCUGGAACCCGCUGGUCCCCCAGCUCAGACUCCCCCUAGUUCUAAAUAGAAAGCUGAGGAGUUGCACACACUGAGUUUCCAGCAGAGUUAAAAGAAAGUCAGCUUGCUUUGGGAAUCCAUACCUGUCUGUCCAGAUAGUUCUGUGGCCCUAGAAUGGCAAGAAGCAGGAGUUGUAGUUCAGAGGUAAAGAUCUGCCUGCAAGGUUAGUAUAAACCCCACAGCACCAGUCAAGGGCAAUCUGAAGUCACCUUCUUACAAUGUUCCAUUCCCCAGUUUACACUAGCUUUAAAUCAGAGCCCAGGUUUGUCUCCAUCAAAGAAGUCACAGGAUCAGGUCUUUCUUUGUCAACUGGGAACAACAGCAUUGAUAGACAGCCUACUUAAUAAUGAACAGGUUCUAUGGAACAGGAAGGAAGGGCAGAGAGGAAGGAACACAGGGACACAGAAAAAGGUUCUUCCAUGGACAUGAGAAGCCUAGUUGGCAAUUUCUCUUCCUCGCUGGCAAAUUCCAGGCCAUGUUGUUUUCGCAAACACUCUCUCAACCUUUCAGGUUUGCAUCAUGAGCUAUUUGAUACCUUCUAGCCUGUCCUCAGCCUGCAUUCCUUCUCCAAGGCUGACACCAGCUCUCUUCUCCAAGGCCUGACACUGACUCCCAAGCCAGCUUCUAAAUUCAGGUGUGGGCUGCCAGUGCUGUUCCACUUGUCAAAUGCUGGCCUCCUCUGGACAUUUGCCCUGUGUGAGUGAGCCGGAGGAGUGCUAAAAAAAGGUGUGAUCCCUCUAGGGCUGACACCAGGCUCCUGCAGAGCCAGGCUACAUCUCUAGUAUACAGUCUCUGAGCCAGGAGCUCAGCAAUCAAGGGUGACCACCUCCUUCAGUAGAAACAUGGCCUGGUCACUGCUGAUGCCACUAAGGAGGGUGUUGCUUUCCAGUCACUCAGUUCCAAUAAACUGACUUUACCAGCUCCUUAGGGAAAGGCAACACACAUCACUUCAUAGUUUUGAGCCAUAGAAGUCCUGUACCAAGUGCCAACAACAGCAAAGAUCUGCCUCUACAAGAAUCAGUUGAGAUGAUGGCCAACCAGGUCUUCCUCUUUACUGAGAAAUUGGCAACCAAUUGGCUGGCUGUGCCCUUGCCUGGUGUGCACACUAUCCUCUAAGGAUCGGGCUGACCCUUGAGCUCAUUCUCCAAGUGUAACAACAGUUGUGGCCUGGCUUGUCUCACUUGCCCUGCCUUUUCUUUAGACCCUCUAUCCCUGAUGUGGCUUCUUUGUGAGCAGGUAUUCCUCCUGCCAAUCAUGUUGUUUGUAACGCUGCACAUGAUGGUGGGUCUGCACAGCAAAAGUAGAUUGAAAAUCAUGACAUUGCAAGCAUAGUUCUUCUUUGUCCCCAUUCUGACCUUUCCAAACACCUAUAAACUGGCACUCUCGAGGGCAGAGGAACAGGGAUUCAGGGAGGGAUGGAAAAGUCAAGGCUUCCCGCAGAUUUCCAUCUAUUGACAAAGAAGCUGGUGGAAGGCGAGUAGGUGAUGUUUCUUGCUGGUCUUAUUUCCACAGAACUGUAGGUGUAGAGUAGGGCUUCCAUGUGUGGCACUCUGGGAGUCUGGGGGAUGUGCAAACAUUUAAUUACCAUCACUAUACAUUGCAGGUCUGCUGGUGUGCCUCCUCCAUUGUCUUUCUUGGUCAGAGAGCAUUUACUCUGUCUCCUAUUAAAACUCAGCCUUCAUUGUAUCCUCCUCCAGCUUGUAGCACAUUAGAAUGUUUUUAGCACUUGUUUUUGCUCAUUCUUGUAUUUGCCAUGUACAAUUCUGAAUUACCCUAUACAAGCCUCUAAGCUGUUACUACAUAACUUAUCUUACUGUAACCCUUUUCUUUGCCUACAUUGUAAUUUGUUUGUGAUGUAUAUUGUGAGAUUGUAUUCUAUGUUAAUUUAAUCAGCACAACUCACUGACAUGCUGGACUGACAUGCUGGCUGCUGUUUUGAAGUAUAAAGCUUGUGUAGGGCUGUCCGGACAACUACAACUCUGUUGCCAAGGUACUGUGCAUUGGUUCCCAUAGCAACACUGUGGGUGUGACCCUUGAAACUCUAGGGACAUUCGGCACACCCUCCAGUAAAUUUUAAGUGCAGAUUUUCUUUGUUGAAACUCUAUGAAUACCACAGGUACCUACGUGGCCCAUGGCUGGUAACUAUUUUGGGCAAUUAGAAAAACAAACAAGCAUUAAAAAACUAGUGUCUAUUGCUGCUUUGAAUAUGUUUGAAAGUCUGAAAAUGUAAAUAGUUUAUCAAAAAAAAAUCUUGUACAGUCCAGUGUAAAGUUUUUAAAUGACCUGAAGGGUUACCAUCACAGCUUUCCCACACUCUCCUCUGGAUAGUGAUAAAGAGAAGUUUGCUAAGGACUUAAAGAAUUGGGAAAAAAAACAACAGAAUCUCUUCAAACGCAAAGGAGUGGAUCACUGCCCCUAGCUUUGUCACAUACACAGACCUCUUGGAUCUUAUUGGACAGUAUUGGCAUGAGACAAACUCAGCAUGGAACACCCUCCAGUGGGACUUGUCCAGGGCUUUCCAGCUCUGCCUCACAAUUAAGGGACAGGAUGAGAUAGAAAGGCGUGCUGUCUUUGUCUAUCCUGGAAUACCUUGGCACCUUAGCUACUUUCCCCCUCUUUGCACAAGGUGCUUUCCCGGUAUGUGUUAGACACGCCAUCCUUGGGUGAUAAUGUAUAUGCCAUGAGAGGGCUCAGGCCCGCGGGGGAGUGUCUAUAGGAACUGCCUAUUUAUGCUCAUUUACCUCAAGACUGUCCUCUACCCUAAACUAGUUGUCAUCACUCCAUCUUUUGUACUGCUGUUGACACUUACCAAUUAAAGAUAAAUUUUGUUUUAUGA
Mus caroli (Ryukyu mouse) is the source of this 9089-nucleotide messenger RNA. The record is from RefSeq and is a predicted model, not a curated record. Lineage: Eukaryota; Metazoa; Chordata; Mammalia; Rodentia; Muridae.